Molecule: messenger RNA, 651 nt
Organism: Arachis stenosperma
Lineage: Eukaryota; Viridiplantae; Streptophyta; Magnoliopsida; Fabales; Fabaceae
Exons: 1
Coding region: 1-651 (216 amino acids)
Source: RefSeq, a predicted model, not a curated record
AUGAACAAGGAGUGUAAUGCUCUCAUUCAACCACAGCUACCUAUAAAAAGAAAAGACCCAGGGAGCUUUCACAUCCCUUGUGCUAUAGGCGAAACAAAGAUUGACAAAGGGCUUUGUGACUUGGGAGCAAGCAUUAAUUUAAUGCCCCUCUCCCUCAUGAAGAAGCUCCAAAUCAAUGAACUAUCUCCUACUGAUGUAAUUAUCAAAUUGGCUGACAAAACUCAAAAACAGGCAAUAGGAGUAGUUGAAAAUGUGCUGGUGAAGGUUGAGAGCUACUAUCUUCCCACAGAUUUUGUUAUUCUGGAGAUGGAAGAAAGUCAUCUCCAUCCAAUCAUCUUAGGGAGGCCAUUCUUAGCCACUACUAGGGCACUUAUAGAUGUGGAACGGGGAGAGCUAAUCUUAAGGAUACAUGAUGAACAACUCACCUUCAAUGUCUUCAAAUCAUUGCAAGAAGCAAGUCAAGAAAACAAAGAAUCAAGAGAAGAGCAUAAUGAAGCACUGAUGCAAGAAACAAGCAGUGAAGCACAAACAACACAAUUGGAAACCCCACUGGUUGGAAAGCCAUGUAUUCAGGAAGAACCACAUUCAAAGGUAUCUCAAGGGGAGUUGAGCCCACCAGAGCAUGCAAAGCUAGUAACAAGGAAUUCCUAG